This is a messenger RNA of Varanus komodoensis (Komodo dragon), 1295 nucleotides long. RefSeq names its product CD209 antigen-like protein C. The record is from RefSeq and is a predicted model, not a curated record. The transcript is spliced from 6 exons. The coding region runs from base 489 to 1286 and encodes 265 amino acids. NCBI's taxonomy places the organism in Eukaryota, Metazoa, Chordata, Lepidosauria, Squamata, Varanidae.
GCCGCCACCCCGAUGAUUCCCCACUAGCAGGGUCGUGGGUCCCUCUGCUUGCGGUCCGUCAGCCACGCCUGAAUCCACCCCACCUUCUUCCGGCCAGGAUCCCACGGUGGAGGACCGGAGCGUCCUCCCCACGGCAGCCUCACCAGAGCUCUGUUUGUGCCUGGCCCACCGUUCCCUCUGGAGUGUCACGGUGCGGGCACAACUCGAACGCGGCUCUCCCAGGUUCCCGUCCAACCCUCCGACCCAACAAGCACCCUCUGCAGCUCUCCUGUGCCGGGCCUGAUCCAGGUGCGCCACCUCGCCUCACAAGAAAGCUGCUUCAAGUGGGGGUCUCAGUGGCGCCUGGUGUCCUGCCACCUGCCGGCUCUCGGCAGCGGUGCUCAGUGCGGGGAGGCUGACGAAGGGUGGUGGGGGCGAGCUUGUCCUCGCGGUGUGUCCUUCACCAGGCUUCCUCUCUCCUCCUCUUCCUCCUCCUCCUCCUCCAAGCCAUGGCCCCCAAAGCACCUCCAGCUGGCGCGCCAGCUGCCGGAGGAGGCACGCUGGCUUCCGAGGAUCUGAAGAAGCGUUUCUCCGCGAAGGUCAUCUGGCGAAUCCUUGCGGCCUUUGGCGGGUCCUCCUUCAUCCUCAUGAUUGUGAUGAUAGCCAUAUACGCGAAGAUGAGCAGGGAACCCCCGGACCCCCUGGCGGUCCCCAUGCAGCACCUUCAGGGCACCAUGGCCAACUCCCUGCGGCGCCCGAAGCUCAACUAUGUGACCGCUGUCGAACUAGCAGAGGAAGUGGGACUGUUGCCAGAAAAAUUGGAGGAAACCCAGACUGUCCUCCAACAGCAGAAGGAAGUAUACAAAGCCCUCUUCAAGAGUAAAGCAAAGUCCACUGGGAGCUGGGAGAAUUUUGGGAAUAAUCUGUACUACAUUUCGCAAGGAGAGAAGUCCUGGUACGACGCCGAGAACUUCUGUGUGUCCAGAGACGCCCACUUGGCCUCCAUCUUAACCAAGGAAGAGCAGUCGUUCAUCACUUCUCACCUUGAUGAACCUGCCUGGAUUGGCCUUACAGAUGAACAUGAGGAAGGCAGCUGGGAAUGGACCGAUGGCUCCAGAUUAAUCUCACAGUACUGGUUUACUGGGAACCCUGGCGGCUUGGAGUCCUACACCAGAGCAAAGAAAGACUGUGCCUCCAUCAAUCCUUCAGCGGAUGACCACAACUGGAACAAUGCCGACUGCCACGAGCGGAAAAGAUGGGUGUGUAAGGAGAACCUAGACGCCACGUCGAGGGGCGAAAGGCAGUAACGCUGCCAA